CUGACGUAGCGAAGGUAUUAUUGAUAACGUGGGGAAACAACUCGAAGACGUUGAAGUUUUACCAGCAUGAAUACUUUAUUAUCAAGAGCUAAUGCAAUAUUUGCUUUCACCUUAAGUGUUUUAGCAGGACUAACAUUUUGUUGUUUUGUCUCUACUGCUUUUAACGAAUACAAGACAAAUGUAACUUUAAAAACGGUGAAAGCAGUUGUGAAAAAUGUGCCAGACUACAGUGCUUCUCGUGAGAAGAAUGACCUUGGUUUCUUGACUUACGACCUUCAAGCUGAUCUAAGAAGUUUAUUCAACUGGAAUGUAAAACAGCUAUUCAUCUACAUGACUGCGGAAUAUGUUAGUGGAAAUAAUGUUCUGAACCAGGUUGUUUUAUGGGAUAAGAUUAUUCGUAGAGGAGAUGAAGCAAAGAUAGACUAUAGAAAUGUCAACCCCAAGUAUUACUUCUGGGAUGAUGGCAAUGGUCUCAGGGGAAACAAGAAUAUCACCUUGACACUCUCAUGGAAUGUAAUACCAAAUGCUGGAAGUUUACCAAAUGUAUUUGGUACUGGUAGCCACAGCUUUAGCUUUCCUGCAGAAUACACAACUUCCAGAGUUAUGUGAGAAUGAAUCCCGGGAAUGCUACUUUCUUUCAUCAGAAAACAUCUAUUUCCACGAUGUUGUGAAUACGACAUCACAUCUCUCAUUUUUUCUUAAAGUUUACUAGUGUAACAAAAUAUUUUCCCUUCCUUACACACCAUAGUUGGAUAUCUUGGAAAAUAAACUAAUUCAAUAAGGUUCAAUAGAUGAUAUACUGCAGAGAAAAGAUUGAGUUUACUUAUAUAUGUUGUAUAACUGUGGUAGCAAGUUUAAUAAAGUGUUCAUGUUCUCUGUGAGGAAAA
This is a messenger RNA of Limulus polyphemus (Atlantic horseshoe crab), 887 nucleotides long. It is a transcript of the gene Spase22-23, whose product is annotated as signal peptidase complex subunit 3-like. Gene Ontology annotation, cellular component: signal peptidase complex; membrane. The coding region runs from base 67 to 609 and encodes 180 amino acids. The record is from RefSeq and is a predicted model, not a curated record. Lineage: Eukaryota; Metazoa; Arthropoda; Merostomata; Xiphosura; Limulidae. Gene Ontology annotation, biological process: protein targeting to ER. The transcript has 5 exons.